Messenger RNA from Dicrocoelium dendriticum, 244 nucleotides. Lineage: Eukaryota; Metazoa; Platyhelminthes; Trematoda; Plagiorchiida; Dicrocoeliidae. The record is from the annotation of a GenBank genome assembly.
UUUCUAGACAAUUAUACAUUCGCUAUUCGGACUGGACCGUUUUAUAACUGUUUAUAUCAAGUUAAACUUGCAUACAGAAAUGCAAUAAUUGUUAACUUGGAGCUAAGGAACUCACUAGACGGAAUACCACUUGAUUCAAUGAACGAUGCAGAGAUUGCUUUGAGAACAGAAUCAUUGUUUAACUCCAACAUGGACAGAUGCAUCAGUUAUGAUGUGGCAUAUUUACUUGCUUUAUUUCAAAAAG